Heterostelium album PN500 is the source of this 171-nucleotide messenger RNA. RefSeq lists its product as uncharacterized. NCBI's taxonomy places the organism in Eukaryota, Evosea, Eumycetozoa, Acytosteliales, Acytosteliaceae. The record is from RefSeq and is a predicted model, not a curated record. Bases 1 to 171 code for a protein of 56 amino acids. The transcript has a single exon.
AUGUCAUCAAAGUGUCCAACUUGUACAAAGACAGUCUAUUUUGCCGAGAGACAAAUGAAGGACGGUGUCGCUUAUCACGGUGCUUGUUUACAAAAGGUUCUUAAAGAAACUAGAGUUCCAUUAGUUGGUAGAUACCCAGGAGAUGAAGAUAGAAUUGGUAUUGUAUUAUAA